Molecule: messenger RNA, 633 nt
Organism: Poecile atricapillus (Black-capped chickadee)
Lineage: Eukaryota; Metazoa; Chordata; Aves; Passeriformes; Paridae
Gene: EIF4E1B
Product: eukaryotic translation initiation factor 4E family member 1B
Exons: 7
Coding region: 1-633 (210 amino acids)
Biological process (GO): translational initiation
Cellular component (GO): cytoplasm; eukaryotic translation initiation factor 4F complex
Molecular function (GO): RNA 7-methylguanosine cap binding; translation initiation factor activity
Source: RefSeq, a predicted model, not a curated record
AUGGCUACAGGGGAGCAGAGGCAACAGGAGCGACGCCGGCAGAGGGCUCGGCAGCAGGAGCUGCUCCCGGCAGAGAUCCUGGGCAAGCACCCGCUGCAGAACAGAUGGGCACUGUGGUUUUUCAAGAAUGACAAAAGCAAGAUGUGGCAAGCAAACCUGCGCCUUGUCACCAAAUUCAACACCGUGGAGGACUUCUGGGCGCUGUACAGUCACAUCCAGCUCGCCAGCAAGCUCACAGCUGGCUGUGACUACUCCCUCUUCAAGGAUGGCAUUGAGCCCAUGUGGGAGGACAGCCAGAACAAGCGUGGUGGGCGCUGGCUCAUCACCCUGGCCAAGCAGCAGCGACACACCGAGCUGGACCGGUUCUGGCUGGACACACUGCUGUGCCUCAUUGGGGAGAUGUUUGAUGAGUACAGUGACGAGGUGUGCGGGGCCGUCAUCAACAUCCGCACCAAGGGGGACAAGAUUGCCAUCUGGACCCGGGAAGCGGAGAACCAGGAAGGGGUCACCCACAUUGGGCGUGUCUACAAGGAGCACCUGGGUCUGUCACAGAAGGUGGCCAUUGGCUACCAGGCUCAUGCGGAUACGGCCACCAAGAGCAGCUCCCUUGCCAAGACCAAGUUUGUGGUGUGA